CCCUAACAAUAGUUGAAGUGACCAUCACUCCUAACGUGUUGAAUUUGGUGUAAGAAUUGUGUGCUGGUGGUCCCAUCCUAAAACACAGGGGGAGUGGACGUCCAGUCUAUUGUUACUCCCGGUCAAGGAAGGAAGCUCUGUGCAGGGAAACAUGACAAGCGUGAACGACGCGGCGCUGGAGGAAGUCAAGCCCGUGAGCAGCGGUAGCGGUCCUGACCAGUGGAUCGAGAACCUGCGCAAUGGCAAGGUGCUGAGUGAGUUGGAGCUCAAGCAGGUGUGUGAGAUGGUCAAGCUUCUGCUCAUCGAGGAGUCCAACGUGCAGCCUGUGAGCAGCCCUGUGACGGUCUGCGGCGACAUUCACGGUCAGUUCUUCGAUCUCCUUGAGCUCUUCCGCUGCGGAGGCGACAUCGAGAACACCAACUACAUCUUCAUGGGCGAUUUUGUGGACCGCGGACACAACAGUGUGGAGACUUUUGAACUGUUGUUGUGCCUCAAGGCGCGCUACCCAGACCGCAUCACGCUGCUGCGCGGCAAUCACGAAUGCCGGCAGAUCACGCAGGUCUACGGCUUCUACGAGGAGUGUGUGCGCAAGUACGGCAACGCCAACCCAUGGAAGUACUGCACGGAUGUGUUCGACUACCUCAACUUGGCUGCUAUUAUCGACGGACGCGUACUCUGCGUGCACGGCGGUCUGUCGCCCGAAAUCCGCACGCUGGAUCAGAUCCGGACAAUAGAGCGCCAGCAGGAGAUUCCCCACGAAGGAUCUUUUUGUGACCUCAUGUGGUCUGAUCCCGAGGACAUUGAGACGUGGGCUAUGAGUCCACGUGGUGCUGGAUACCUUUUCGGCGCCAAGGUUACGCAGGAAUUCAACCAGAUCAACGGACUCGAUCUCAUCUGUCGUGCUCAUCAGCUCGUACAGGAAGGUUACAAGUACAUGUUCGACAACAGUCUCGUUACUGUCUGGUCGGCGCCCAACUAUUGCUACCGAUGUGGUAAUGUUGCAGCUAUCUUGUCGUUCGACGAAAACCUCGAGCGCGAUUUCAAGUUGUUCCGCGAGGUUGCUGAGUCGUCGGACGGCUUUAACCAGCGUGCGCUAGUGCCGUACUUCCUGUAAGGUGGUUGUCGGAUACGGCCGUUGACGACGUCUCGCACGCGCUAACGCACUGCGAUCAGCGCCUUGCGUGUUGCCUGCCAUCAUCUGAUUUACUUGCUUUCGAGCUCACACGGGUCGCUCUUAUACUCUCUCCACAUCGAAAAGGGACAAGGACGCUAGUAGAUAGAUAUCCUGUCGACGGAUCCUUUAAACUAAGCUUUGUGCAUGUUCGUUUGUGCUGUGCUGCUUCGUUGGUGUGAUACAUGUACAUUUAGUGCGACGGGGGAGAAAGUGGCGUCACAUGCACCACCUCGGGCUCCGACAUCCAACUUGCUUGCACAGUAUAAGUGAAGUCCCAUCCGUAUCCAGCUCCUCCAAAUUCUCCAAGUUGGUUUAGGCACACUAUGCCUCCCACGAAGUGCGGAUACACUGCUGCAAUCCGCUGGAGAGCACGU
Molecule: messenger RNA, 1548 nt
Organism: Phytophthora nicotianae INRA-310
Lineage: Eukaryota; Oomycota; Peronosporomycetes; Peronosporales; Peronosporaceae
Product: phytochrome-associated serine/threonine protein phosphatase
Exons: 3
Coding region: 152-1114 (320 amino acids)
Biological process (GO): peptidyl-serine dephosphorylation
Cellular component (GO): cytoplasm
Molecular function (GO): protein serine/threonine phosphatase activity
Source: RefSeq, a predicted model, not a curated record